UACUCCACGGGGCGCGGCUCCGAGGGUGGAGUCCACCGCCACAGCUCUGGGAACUUUUUAAGCCAUCUGCAUACUUGGCACCCCGGCUGCACUAGUAGCUGCGCUUCUUCGUCUCCUGCUCCUCCUGCGGGCCUGCGCUUUCUGGAAACGGACCGAGUCGCCCAGUCGGGAAGAUGAUGACUCGGGAACCGCUGCGGUCGGCGACGGCCACCGGGAGCGCGGAGGACACCUCGCUCGCGGUGCCUUCAGACAACAAGCGGGGCUCGAGACAGCAGCGCGUGCUGGAGCAGGUUCACUCCAUCAAGAGGAGCAAGUCCAAACAGGGAAGGAACGGCACCAUGUCUUCCUCUCCAACAAGCCCAAAUCCUCAGAUGGGGACAGUAGAUGGCGAGUUUCGAUCGUUCAAAUUCUCUCCAUUCAAAGCGAAUGGCACCUUCAGCCGCACCACCUCCACUAUGACAACAGCAAACGGCAAAUCGGCAACCAGUAAGAAGUUUCGUUCUCAAUCCACUAAAGUCCCUUCAGGCAAAUAUCGGACUUCUGGCACAGAGGACUGGCAAAUGAACAACUGGCGUCAAAGCUCCAAUGGCCUGAAACCCAGUCGCAGUGACCCAAACUUGGUUUUUCCCUUUUCACCUGGCCAGGCAUCUAUCAUGAGACCCAAAGGACAGAUGGUCCAGAACCAAAACACCCUUCAAACUCGAGUAAAUAGAUACAGCGUUUCGUCCGCGACCAAUGGCAAACCGAUGACCAACAGCCAGACGCGUUUUGUCCGAUCACUGUCUGCCAACUCUCAAAACGACAGCAAGAUGGGCACAGUGAAAACAUCCAAACUAGAGCAGAAAUCAGCGGUAAGCACAGCAAUGAGUUUCACGGACCUGACUCUGAACGAGGCUGUGGAGUACCUGUCCUCCGCUGACGAAAAUUACCAGCGGCGUGGAGCCACCUUCAUCCAAUACGCCUCCUUCAACGAGGAGAGCGUCAAACCAGAGGUCCUAAAACUAAAUGGUAUCGGUCCUCUGGUGACCCUGCUGGAAAGCGCCAACCCAAGCGUGAGCCAGGCUGCAGCUGGGGCUCUGAGGAACCUGGUGUUUAAGGACAGAAACAACAAGCUGAAGGUUCAGCACUUUGGUGGCAUAGCCAAGGCCCUGCGGCUGCUGAAGGAGACAAAUUCUACUGAGACCCAGAAACAAAUCGCUGGCCUGCUGUGGAAUUUGUCCUCUGCCAAUGAACUGAAGCAAGAACUUAUGAGUACUGCACUACCCGCUCUGACUGAGAACGUGAUUGUCCCGUUCACCAGCUGGUCGGACAGCACCGCCACAAGCCACAUAGACCCAGCGGUCUUCUACUGUUCUACAGGAUGCCUGCGGAACCUGAGCUCUGGUCAGCAAAGUGACAGGCAGACGAUGAGAAAAAUCCCUGGCCUCAUCGACUCCCUCAUGAGUUACGUCCAGUCCUGUGUUGCGGAGGAUAACCCUGAUGACAAGUCUGUGGAGAACUGUGCAUGCAUCCUUCAGAAUUUGUCCUACCAGCUGGAGGAGAUGUUGCCCGACAGUUUCAAGGACUAUCAACCUCACAGAGGGGACAGUAACGACAGCAAGAAAAGUCCAGUCGGAUGCUUCAGCCCCAGGAGCAGCAAGGCUCAAAAUGAGUUUCCCUUUGACGUAUCUCGAGGUAUGCUAGAGGACCGUGCCCCGUCAGGAGUGAGGUGGUUGUGUCAUCCCAGAGCUUUGUCGGCCUACAUGUCCCUGCUUGGCUCGUCCCAGAAGGAUACCACCUUAGAGGCCUGUAGUGGUGCUCUGCAGAAUCUCACGGCCAGCAAGAAAGUGGGUUCCCAAGUUGUGAGCCAGGUCCUAGUCCAUAAGCUCGAUGCUUUGUUUACCUUGGCCGUUUUGAUGAAGUCGACCAACCCGACCCUCCAGAAGAAUGUCAUGUGCCUGUUGAGUAAUAUGUCUCAGACCAGCAGUUUGCAGACCACCAUGGCAAAGCAGAUUUUACCUGAGCUCACCGGCCUCCUCUCCCUCGGCGCCUCUCACAUGGGAAAAAAUGAUGACACUAUGGCAGCAGCGAACAACGUAGCACGGAGACUGAUAAUGGCAGACACUGAGUUCGGCAAGAAGCACAUCAGUAGCGAAAUGAUCAAUUCAGUGUCUAAUUUCAGCGAAGAAGACGAUGGGACUUUUCCCAAAGCCAAGAAAGCUGCCUCGGUGCUGCUGUUCAGCUUGUGGAAUGGAAAGAAUUUGCAAAGCCAUCUGAAAAAGCUGGGCCUCGGGAGAACAGACUUUAUCAAGAACUUGACCACAGAUGUCGACUAGUUUGACUAGUGAACGUGAGCGGAAUGGCAAAAUGCAGCCUGUUAUGUGGGAAUUACUUCUGAAUGCUUUCAGAGGCAUUUAUUCAGAUUCAGGUUUAGAAUCAGAACGAUUAAAGCUUUUUUUUCCUGUGCCUGUCUUUUCUCUCUCUUUUUCUCCAUGCGCUCAUGUCUGUGCUUGCAGAUGGAAACCGGCAUGUUUAGACGGUGCUGCCGACACACCCUUGCAGAGGGGGCAGCAAAAUAACAGUCUUCAUUAAUAACAGUUGAAAGAGCUUAGCAAUUAUGAGUCAUUCACACAUUGUAUAUAAUCAAGAGUGCUUUUAAUUUCAUGAAUAACCCCGCGGUAUAUGUAAUUAAUCUGGAUAUGUUUCUCUUUGUCUAUGUAAAUGGGUGCGAGUAUUUUCGAUAGAUCAAGUGUGUGUGGACAGACGGUGUGUUCUGCAGAGAAAUAUUAAAGCAAUUGUUCAGACCAUGGGCUGUAUAAAGAUGGACGCCUCAAAAGUGUAGAACUCCCCCUGGUGACUGGCUGCAGUGUAGGAAAUAAGCUCCACCUCCUAAAUGUUAGUGGGUGGUACUAAAAUACUCAAAUAUACGUGUGAUAUAUAUAUAUAUUAUAUAUAUAUAUAUAUAUAUAUAUUAUAUAUAUAUAUAUAUAUAUAUAUAUAUAUAUAUAUAAAUUUAUAUGUGUGUGUGUGUGUGUAAUUUUUGUUUUUUGUUUUUUCCAAGGAUGGUUUUUGUCAUUUUAGGUAGUUAAUAUAAUGUUGAAGCAUGUUCUAGUGUCAAUCUUUAGUAAAAGUUUCAGUUUUAUUUAUAACGCUAUAAAAACAGGAGUUGUAAAAGACAAAAAAAAAGAGGGGGGAUAAUAAAAAAAAAAAACAAAUACAGUGUAAAAUCCAACAUUUCCUUUUCCAGUAUUAAUUAAACGUGAGUGAGUCUGGCAGAACUGUGGUUGUGUCCUCUGUGCAGACUUUGGCUCCAAAGUUGUGCAAAGUUGGUGCCGCCCGUAUCCCCGUCAGUUUAGCCAAUGCCAGGAAAGAUGGCGAGAUGUCGUCCAUAUUUAUACAGUCUAUGGUUCAGACUCAUGAACGGCAUCGCUGUGAAAUGUGUCUGCCCAAUCUGUCAUAUUGUUGUGGUCUUGCGAACUUUGUACAAGAAGCUAAAAAGGGUGAAAAUGUUAUAUUUGUGACCGGCUGAAUCCAGUGGGUGUACAUAUCUUUUUCAUACUGAAUGUACCAGUCUUAAAGUAAAAUUAAGAAACAAAACAUUUGCAAGUUUCAAUUUAUAAUGUUGAAUGCAGUUUUAAAAAGACAAGCGGAACCUCUGCCCGCCUUAAAAGGGUAAAGGAUGGUUCGACAUUGGAGAAAUGUACAUGUACACGCUUUCUUGUGAGAGCGCGUCACGUCUGCACAUUGAUUAUAACAGUCAGUCAGCCUCACUUUGUUUCUUCCAGAGACAGCACAUCGAUUUCAGUUUGUAUUGGGUUUAUGGGAUGUGUAAACUCACAAUUCGUCUUCUACCCCCGUGCCUUCUUUGUGCAGGUUAAAAAAAAAAAAAAAAAAAAAAAAAGUGUGGUUAGGAGGGUUAGUUAGUUUGGUCCUCUUAUUUCCUAUCUCUGUGCUGCACUGGAAGCGCUACACAUCAACUCAACCCUGACUAGUUUUUGGCUGGAUGGUAUAUAAGCAUAUUUACGAAACUCAAUACUGGACUAUUUGUUUAUACCGCCUCACUGCUUUUUUCUCUCACAUUUCUGUAUGAAAAGACUGCCUUUUGAAAUUAACAAAAUGAAUGUUGCAUUUGUUUUUUCAUUUUUUGUUAUGGUUUGAUUUGUAAACAGAGAAAGUGGAUAUAAAGAAAGACUGGAACAACAUCUGGAGGCACAUGAGAUCACAUUGACUACACCCUGAAACAGAAGUCAUGAGUCAUGUGUGCACCAGCCCAGGCUUUUUUUCUUUUUCUUUUUUAUUUUUUUUUUUUUUUAAAAAAAGCUAGUAUUCUUGCUGUUAUUCAUUUUAAGCUUUAAGGGGGCUUUACAGGGUAUUUGCUCUCAUAACCAAACUGCAGCCUUGUUCUUUCAAAACAGGUUUUAAAUUUUCAGACCACUAAAAUAUUCCUGCCUUGCAAUGACUUGGUUGGCAACUGUGGAGACUUGCCAGGGACACACGGUAUGAGGCAGGUGCGACUGCUUUUAUGCUUGUGACAUAGCUGUGCUGAGGUUCCUUUGCCUUGCGGGGAGGAUCAGUGUCAGUAUUGCAUUUGAUGUAUUUCUAGGUAAAUGUGUCUGUUUGUGGCGGUUAAUUGGGAGUAUUCCAUGGCGCUGAGUCUGUACAUAGAAUAAAUAACAUAUUUGCAGACAA
This is a messenger RNA of Mugil cephalus (flathead mullet), 4668 nucleotides long. It is a transcript of the gene pkp1a, whose product is annotated as plakophilin-1. Lineage: Eukaryota; Metazoa; Chordata; Actinopteri; Mugiliformes; Mugilidae. The record is from RefSeq and is a predicted model, not a curated record. The coding region runs from base 174 to 2315 and encodes 713 amino acids. The transcript has 14 exons. Gene Ontology annotation, molecular function: cadherin binding. Gene Ontology annotation, biological process: cell-cell junction assembly; cell-cell adhesion; intermediate filament bundle assembly. Gene Ontology annotation, cellular component: cytoplasm; adherens junction; plasma membrane.